CGCGUCUCGAUGCCUCACUACAUCUGAGGUCGCAUAGCUUUCUAGUCUUUCCCCAUACCACAAGGCCCAGUCGGGCCCGCACACGAUGUCAUGUCGCCCGUCUCCGUCUUUCUCUCUGCCGUCUAUGUCUUCGCCGCUUUCUGGAUCAUCCUCCACCUCGCCUUCUGCCUCCUCCUUCCGCGCACUCCUCGCGUCGCGCUCUCGUACUAUCCGCCACCGUCCGACCGCUCGCCUGUUCUUCUCACCGAGGGUGUGCUCCUCCUCAACGUCCGUACCACGCAACUCAAUUGGUUCGCGAAGAGUAGGAGGGAGAACGUGCGCCGGGGCGUCACUGCGGCUUACACGAUCGGCGGGGUACUCGCUGCCGCUGGUAUGGUCGGAGCGUUGGGCGUGUUGUUUUGGACGGUCGUCAGGCUGGCGGUCGUCCUGCUUGGACGGUGGGCGGGUGCGAGUGCGGGUGCUGGUAUCGCGGCGAACACACCGCGGCUCUGGAAGCGUGACGAGGUUGCAAGUCCUGUCGCCGCCCCGGCGACUGACUACGAUAUACCCAUUUACGCGAUAGUAAGUGUCAUUCC
Messenger RNA from Fomitopsis serialis, 575 nucleotides. RefSeq lists its product as uncharacterized. Lineage: Eukaryota; Fungi; Basidiomycota; Agaricomycetes; Polyporales; Fomitopsidaceae. The record is from RefSeq and is a predicted model, not a curated record. The transcript is spliced from 2 exons. The annotation marks the transcript as partial.